Messenger RNA from Acytostelium subglobosum LB1, 858 nucleotides. RefSeq lists its product as hypothetical. The annotation marks the transcript as partial. The record is from RefSeq and is a predicted model, not a curated record. Gene Ontology annotation, molecular function: ATP-dependent diacylglycerol kinase activity. The transcript has 2 exons. Lineage: Eukaryota; Evosea; Eumycetozoa; Acytosteliales; Acytosteliaceae.
AUGGCAACAUACCAACAAGAUAUAAAUGUUGUUACAACAGACCAAACUACGCAACAACAACAAUCACAAUCGGAAGAACAUUACUUAGGCUUUAAUUGGACAAUGUUGGCACUGUUUUUGUUGUCAUUGUUGGUGAUGGUGUCCUUUGUAAAUACUACUACACGCAAGACUUCUGUGUCGAUUCUGCGCUUCCUGGGCGUAGGUGUCAAGCGUAUACCGCGUGUCAUAAAGGAGCUGAAACGAAAGGGCUUCCACUUCAGCGGCAUGGUCAUUCCAAUCAUCUAUCUGCUUGGUCUCAACUACACCAACUUCAUCACACGUCGCUUUGCCUAUACGCUAAUGUCGGGCAUCACGCUGGCCUACUUCAUUUGGGAGUGUCUGCGUCUCACCGUGCCCGCCGUGCGCGACUUUGCCUUCCGCACCUACGGUGGCAUCCUUCGCGAGAAGGAGCGUGACUCAUUCAAUGGAUCACUCUACUACCUUCUGGGAUCAUCCCUGUGUAUCUACUUCUUCACUCCAUUGAUUGCUAUCGCCAGCAUGUUGUUCUUGAUCAUUGGAGACUUUUGUGCAGCGGUCAUUGGUAUCUCUUAUGGAAAGACGCGCAUAUAUGGAAAGAAGAGCCUUGAGGGCACAGUGGCAAUGUUCAUCGUGUGUCUACUUAUCAGUCUGGCCAUGUUCUGGAGAUCGAACCUGUGCGAGCAACUGGCAUUCUGGGGUGCACUGUCAGCUGCCCUCGUCGAACUCUUCAAUCCAUCAUUCAUAGAUGACAACCUCACCAUACCAUGUAUUAGUGGACUGGUAAUCCAACUGAUCUCAAUUAGAUUAGGUGCCGAGAUACCUGAUCACUCACUUACACUC